Messenger RNA from Myotis brandtii (Brandt's bat), 528 nucleotides. It is a transcript of the gene FGF16, whose product is annotated as fibroblast growth factor 16. Gene Ontology annotation, cellular component: cytoplasm. The record is from RefSeq and is a predicted model, not a curated record. The transcript has 2 exons. Bases 1 to 390 code for a protein of 129 amino acids. NCBI's taxonomy places the organism in Eukaryota, Metazoa, Chordata, Mammalia, Chiroptera, Vespertilionidae. Gene Ontology annotation, biological process: positive regulation of protein phosphorylation; fibroblast growth factor receptor signaling pathway; animal organ morphogenesis. Gene Ontology annotation, molecular function: growth factor activity; fibroblast growth factor receptor binding.
AUGUCAGUAAUGGAAAUGGCAUUCACCUUUUUUGCUCUAGGCAUCCUGGAGUUUAUCAGCCUGGCUGUGGGGCUGAUCAGCAUUCGGGGAGUGGACUCUGGCCUAUACUUAGGAAUGAACGAACGAGGAGAGCUAUAUGGAUCGAAGAAACUCACGCACGAAUGUGUUUUCCGGGAACAGUUUGAAGAAAACUGGUACAACACCUAUGCCUCCACCUUGUACAAACACUUGGACUCGGAGAGACAGUAUUAUGUGGCCCUGAAUAAAGACGGCUCACCCCGGGAGGGAUACAGGACUAAACGACACCAGAAAUUCACUCACUUUUUACCCAGGCCUGUAGAUCCUUCUAAGUUACCGUCCAUGUCCAGAGACCUCUUCCACUAUAGGUAACGGAACCUAGUGUGACCUCUGUAACCCAUAUACUUUGGGGCCACAGUUGUCUCUGCAAGCACUAUACUCAUAGCUUUUCAAUCUUUCCUAUCAAUUUAGAUAGCAAAGAAACACUUACUGUUCAAGUCAACCCAACUG